AUGGGUGGAACCCAGAGUUCAACUAAAGGACGAGGUUAUCAUGUGUUGAGGGUUCAAGAGAACUCCCCCGCUCACAAAGCAGGAAUGGAGCAACUUUUCGAUUAUAUAGUUGGAAUUAAUGGAAUACCACUGGAUACGGAAGCUCCCAUAUUCCAGGAACAACUACUUUUAAAUGUCGAUAAGGAAGUAAUACUGUUGGUCUACUCCACCAAAGAACAGAUGUAUAGAGAGGUUUCUUUAAUUCCAAAUAAAAACUGGACAAAAGAUCCUGAAAAUGGCCUUAUUGGGUGUAGCAUUCGAUAUUGUUCAUACGCGAGUUUAAAUGAACACGUUUGGCAUAUAUUAGACAUAGCACCAGACAGCCCUGCGGAGAUGGCAGGACUACGUCCUUCGACAGAUUACAUUAUCGGGACACCACAUGAAACGCUACUUAGCGAAAAUGAUCUAUACGAUUUGAUAGACGAUUACAUGGGAAAGCCUCUUCGUCUUUACGUAUAUAAUUCGGAUUUUGAUGUGUGCCGUGAGGUUAUUAUUGUCCCUAACCAGGAAUGGGGCGGCGAAGGAUCUCUGGGAUGCGGAGUUGGUUACGGAAUUCCCAAGACUCAUAAAUAUCAAUCUCUUAGAAAAAGUUUUGAAUUAACGUGGAAUCCUACAACAUUUCCCUUUCUUAAUUCUUCUGACUUAACAUCUUCACCGUCAAAUGCUGAGGAUCCAGACGCAACACCUUCCACAUUUAUUCCUUUCGAUUCUAACAUCGCAACAUCAGCCUCUAUCAUACAACCCUAUCACUCUAACCAACCAUUUGAUGGAAACGGUAAACAAGAAACGGUUGAAGUUGGUGGUCAACUUGAAAAGUCUUCACAGGAUGAAACGAAUCCAAAGCACGUUGACGAAAAAUCAGAAAAUAUUAUUUUAGAACCUAAUAAACAAUGA
Messenger RNA from Acaulospora colombiana, 933 nucleotides. NCBI's taxonomy places the organism in Eukaryota, Fungi, Glomeromycota, Glomeromycetes, Diversisporales, Acaulosporaceae. The record is from the annotation of a GenBank genome assembly.